CGAACUUCAUGGGCGGGGCUUAGGGGGCAGGCCUUCGGAAAGGUGCGGAAUGGAGUGAUAGGGCUGGUUCCCGACAGCUGGAGUUCCCCUGGCCUCUCCUGGAGCCAUGUCCGGCGUCAAGCAGCAAGUAUUCAUUGAAAAAGUGCUGAAGAGACUCUAUCCUUCUGUUCCAAAUCAACAACUUCAAUCUACAAAAGAGACUUCUCCCUCAAAACCAGAACUAGAACCGAGGAAAGUUCAGCUUUCAGCAGAUGAUGAAAAUAAGAUCCAACCCAGGAAAAAAAUAUACACAGUAAGCCCACCUCCUGAUGGAUAUGCUCCAUGUUCUCCAGAAUUCACCGAUAAUAGAAAAUCAGAAAAAUCUGGUAGCACUGAUGACACAGAAGAAGAGAAUCCUCAAGAGCCUCCAAAGAGAAGAAGAAGAAGAAAGCAGAAACAAAAGAAUAUUUUGCAAAAUCCUCACACUGUCCAUGUAGAACAAACAGAAUUUGAGAAGAAUAAGAGGAAUUUACAAGAAAAAUUACAGCCACAGCCGACAGAUGGUACACAAAUAAGCAAAAAUAAAAAAAGGAAACUGAAAAAGAAACAGCAAAAGGAAAGGAAGAGAGCAGCUGGCCUACUAACAAAAGCCACUGGCAUCAGUUUUACAUACCAGCCUGAAAGCAACAGUGAAGGAGAAGAUUUUAAAGAUACCAAUGAAAAAGCAGAUGGCAUCCUAGACUUCUUGCAGGCAACACAAGAAAUUUAUUUCUCUGACAGUAAUUCUAAAUCUUCUGGUUCAACUGCCUGUUUGGAAACCAUCCAGGAGAUUUUUAAACAUCUUGAAUUUCAUCGCAUAGCUUCCUCAGACAUUAUACUUUUGCACCAGAUGAAAACUCUGGUACUUUUGCAAGAUACUGAAAGAUUGAAGAGUGCUUUGGAACAAUUCCAAGAACAAUGCAUAAUGCCUCCUGACCAUGCAAGAGAAAUUGCAACUCUUUUUCAUUACUGGAUUACAGAUAUCCUUCCUAUAAGGAACAGGAAAUAAGGUCCGGAUGCCCAUCUGCAAAGAGUUAAAAUUUAAUAAUAGGAAAAAGCCUGAAAGAAGAAAUAUGAAAUGCCUGAGAACUCUAAAUACUGAAGUUGCCAAAAUUGGUUUUAAAAGGAAAAAAGUUCUAUAUUUUUACAGUAUAAACUGCAUAUUAUAAAUGGAUAAGAUGUAUCUGUUAAUUUGCUUGUACAAAAUAAACACUAGGUCUUAGCUAAGAUUUUAAAUGCUAAAAUCAGGAUAUUAGAGUUGAACUGUUAUUUUUACAUUUAUUUUUUUUUCAGUGUAUAGAUCUUAAAUUAACAUUGAGAUUCUAUGUUUUUUUUCUAUUUGCCAUAAAGGAAGUAUAAAAAUAUAUUUUCUUUGUGGAAUCAAAUCAACUAUUGU
Messenger RNA from Dromiciops gliroides (monito del monte), 1414 nucleotides. It is a transcript of the gene ERICH1, whose product is annotated as glutamate rich 1. NCBI's taxonomy places the organism in Eukaryota, Metazoa, Chordata, Mammalia, Microbiotheria, Microbiotheriidae. The coding region runs from base 107 to 1027 and encodes 306 amino acids. The record is from RefSeq and is a predicted model, not a curated record. The transcript is spliced from 6 exons.